Plasmopara halstedii is the source of this 3663-nucleotide messenger RNA. Its product is annotated as WD40 repeat protein. The transcript has a single exon. Gene Ontology annotation, molecular function: protein binding. The coding region runs from base 1 to 3663 and encodes 1220 amino acids. Gene Ontology annotation, biological process: non-motile cilium assembly; protein localization to cilium; intraciliary retrograde transport. Gene Ontology annotation, cellular component: non-motile cilium; intraciliary transport particle A. NCBI's taxonomy places the organism in Eukaryota, Oomycota, Peronosporomycetes, Peronosporales, Peronosporaceae. The record is from RefSeq and is a predicted model, not a curated record.
AUGUUUAUCUUUUUGAGCAAGAAGAUUGCUAUUCCAAAUAAUGUCAAGUUGAGAUGCGCGUCGUGGAAUUCAGAGCAUGGUUGGAUCGCUUGUGGGGGGCAGCAUGGGCUUUUGAAAGUGUUGCGGCUCGAAUCAACAGCUCAGCCCGAUGGAAAAGGUCCUCGAGGUAUUGCAGCCGCGAGUAAUCUCACCAUGAAUCAAUCUCUUGAAGGCCACAACGGUCCCGUGGUGUGCGCUACAUGGAAUGCCAACUUUAAGAAACUUACUACAAGUGACGAAAAUGGUCUAAUUAUUGUGUGGGUGCUCCAUCGUGGAAUGUGGUACGAAGAGAUGAUAAACAAUCGAAAUAAAAGCGUUGUGCGCGAUAUGAAAUGGACAACCGAUGGUCAGAAGAUUUGCAUUGCAUACGAAGAUGGUGCUGUGAUUGUUGGCUCUGUAGAUGGUAAUCGUCUUUGGGGCAAAGAAAUGAAGACACAACUAGCGUUUGUUGAAUGGUCACCAGAUGGGAAAUCACUUUUGUUUGUUACUAAAGACGGUGAAGUGGCAGUGCACGACUCGAUGGGGAAUAAAAUAAGCCGCAUGACACUGUACGCUAUUGAAUCACGUGGCGGUGGAAAGGACUAUACGAUUAUUGGGGUACAUUGGUACGAUGGAAUUGAAGGACAUAUUAGUCAAGACGCACCAACUUUAGCCAUCGCGUUUCGUGAUGGCAAAGUCCAAAUUACUCGAGGACGAGUCGAUGAGAAUGCCAUUUUGAUUGAUACGGGAAUUGAGUUGACUCAAGUUCGAUGGAACAAUGAUGGAAGUGUCAUCGCACUUGCUGGAACACAAGUCGAUCACUCUGUACCAAAAGGCGAUUCAUUAAAAGAGUUUAAUGUUGUUCAGUUUUACGAUCCCUUUGGUCAUCACUUGCGUUCACUUCGCGUGCCGGGUAGCCGAAUUGAAGCAUUGGCUUGGGAAGGAACAGGUUUGCGGAUCUGUUUAGCUGUCGACUCGCAUAUUUACUUUGCCAACAUUCGCCCAGCGUACAAGUGGGGUUUUUAUGCCAACACGCUGGUGUAUACAUACAAUCGAAUCGACCAGGUCGAAAAUUGUGUCGUCUUUUGGGAUACCAAGUCAGACGAGCGAUGUACUAAAUUCAUUCGUGGCCUUUUAGGGAUUAAGUCAGCCGGAAACAACUGUGUUUUAGUGACCAAGAUUGAUACUGAAAAUUAUAGCUCUGGGGAAUACUAUGGACAGCCACUGGACGACGAUCAGCGCGGGUUUAACGGAAUGCGUUAUCAAUUAAUUCUUUGUGACACAAUCGGGUCUCCGAUUGAUACAAAAGUCAUUUGUUUGGAGCCACUUUAUGUAACUAUGACUUCGCGUCACAUCGUUGUGGCUUCUUUAGAUGCUAUCUUCGUAUGGCAGUAUAAAAACACUAGCUCUCAAUUGACUGGUCUUGCCAACCAAGACGCAAUGGACGUUAGCUCGAUUUCUCAACUUUUACAACGUGGCGGGGGUCGAGAAAAAGCGUUCUACAUCGACGAGACACAAAGCAACGAUGCUGAGCACUUUAACUACGUUGCUCGACAGCUAGAAGAUCCGAUCUGUGCCAUUUGUGCGUCCGAUAGCUGGAUCUUUGCAGCCCGAACAAGUGGCUUAAUCCAUUGUUUCACGUUGCCUCAUAUUUCGCUCGAAAUGAAGUACAUUGUCAACUGUCGUCCUCAGUUUCUAGCUCUAAACUGCAAUUCAACUUUACUAAGUGUGAUUGAUAUUAAUGGCUUAUUAACUAUCAUGGAGGUCGGUGUAGCUGGAAGUUUACAAACAAGUCAGGGCAAAAUGCUGAAUUUUGAGAAGAAAGAUGCUUGGGACGUCGUAUGGGCUGAAGACAAUCCAGAACUUUUUGUUAUGAUGGAGAAAGCGAGAAUGCAUAUCUUUCGUGGCCUUGAGCAUGAAGAGCCUGUGGCAUCGUCGGGAUACCUUUGCCAUUAUAAAGACUUGCAAGUGAAAGCGGCAUUAUUGGAUGAAAUUGUUGCAAACCCCGAACAACCUGAUAGGAGCAUGGUGAUUGAAUUCCAGACUCGGUCAUUGCGUGAUACCAAAGCCCUUCUUGAUAGCGUCGGACUUGCUGAAGCAUAUGAGUAUAUACAGGAUCAUCCCCACCCGCGAUUGUGGUCUCUAUUGGCGGAAGCUGCACUGGAGCAAUUGGACUUUAGCAUGGCUGAGCGAGGUUUUGUUAAAUGCAAAGACUACAGUGGUAUUCAGUAUGUAAAACGAUUGCAAUUACUUAAUGAUCGUGUGAAGCAGAAAGCUGAAGUGGCUGCAUAUUUUCAGAAUUUUGACGAAGCUGAAGCACUUUAUCGUCAAAUUGAUCGCAAAGAUCUAGCAAUUGAUCUCCGCCAACGACUUGGCGACUGGUUUCGUGUCGUGCAGUUGCUUCAGUCUGGAGGGGGCAAUGACGACUUAUUGACUCACACGUGGAAUAUGAUUGGCGAAUUCUAUUUUGAUCGUCACAAGUGGGAAAAAGCGAUCAAAUACUUUGCACAGGCAAAAAAUACAAAUGCUCUCGUACAAUGUUACUAUGCUUUGGGCGAUUUUGGGCAACUAGAGGCUCUUGUUGACGAAAUUCCAGAAACUUCGCCCCUCUUAAAGGAAUUGGCCGUUAAGUUCACACGAGCUGGGCUGUGUCAAUCUGCAGUGGAAACUUAUGUGCGAAUGGGCGACGUCAAAUCCGCAAUAGAUUCUUGCGUCCUAUUAAACGAAUGGGAAUCUGCUGUUAAUCUCGCGGAGCAAUAUAAUUUUCCACAGAUUGAAAAUGUGCUUGCAAAGUACGCUAAUCAUCUUCUGAUGACUGGGAAGACUCUUCAAGCAAUCGAGCUGUACCGACGGGCUAAUAAAAGUACUGAAGCGGCAAAACUGUUAGCAAAAUUGGCUAAAGAAGUGGAAAAGAAUCCUCUUCGAGCCAAAAAAUUGCAUGUUCUUGCAGCAUUUGAAGUGGAACGUAUGAGGCAAAAGAUGCUCGACAUUUCCAGUCUAACCACCUCGAAAGGCACCACAGCAGCUCAAGUGACUGCAAAAACGCUCGAAAGUUUGGUACAACAUGAUGCAGCUACAGGUGAGAAUCGAUCUCUGGAUAAUCCAUGGCGUGGUGCUGAAGCGUAUCAUUUCUAUCUCCUUGCUCAUCGUCAAUUAUACAGUGGAAAUAUUGAGCAAGCACUCCAUACGAGUCUGAAACUCUCGGCUUAUGAAGAUUUACUCGAUGAACGUGAAAUCUACUCGCUUAUCGCUUUGACGGCAUUUUAUACGAAGCAAUUUGAACAGUGUUCUAAGGCUUUUGUCAAACUUGAAACACUUCCGGCUUCAAGCGAGAAGGAGUUAGUGGCGAUAAGUGAUCUUGCGCUCAAGAUUUUUACGACAGCUCAACUAAAACUUCAAGAUUCGACAAUGCGAUCGCAAAAGUGCCCCAAUUGCCAAUACCAAGUGAACGAAUGGGAUGCUCGCUGUGGCAAUUGCAGUCGUCCAUUUCCAACAUGUAUGAUGACGGGAAUGGUAAUUCAGAAUCAACGCACGACCAUGUGCAAAGCCUGUCGCCAUGUGUGCAUUGAGACUGAGAUUCGAGAACAAAAAAAUUGCCCCUUGUGCCACACUCCCUUUUCGUACGUGUCAGAAGGUAAUCAGUAG